AAUUUAGAAAGGUGAGGACCAUGAAGGAUGUUUGGGUGUCUUUUUAUUAAAGAAAACCAGGUAGUCACUCUAUCUGAAGCAAUUUUGGCUUCGAGAACCACGAAGGGGCCUAAUAGGAUGUGAAUAAGGAGGGCCAGGAGGAGGAAGAGGAGGUCCCCCCAAAAAAUGGCUGGGCGGGAACCAAGAAAGAAGAAAAAACUAGACACUCCCCAACUUCCUAUUGGGUCUGUGAGGCGGAGGCUGAGAGAGGAAGCGCCUCGGAGAGCGCCAUGAUCCCUCCCUCAGGCUCCGCCUCUCCUCCUUUGGCCGUCGGGUGUGAGAUGAAAACUUUCUGGCGGCCGCAGUGGCUGAAGGGAACUUUAGAAAGGGAAAAAAAAGGGGAGCGAGGGAAGCGCAAGAUGGCGGAAAAUUUAAAAGCCUGUACUAUUUGUUGCAAGUCGACUUGGUCCCAACUCCAAGAUUUAUGUCGUUUGGAGAAAAUGUGCUGCCCUUCCUUGGGCAUUACGAGAAAAAACCUCUGUGAUUUUGAAGUGGAAUAUCUCUGUGACUACAAGAAAGUCGGAGAUGAGGAGUACUACCUAGUGAAGUGGCAGGGCUACCCUGAAUCAGAGAACACCUGGGAGCCCAGGAAGAACCUGCGUUGUAUCUCCAUACUGAAACAGUUCCACCGGGACCUAGAGCAGGCUUUAAUUCGCCGAGGAGGUAAAUUCAAGAAGAACAUCCGCUUGCUUGACCAAGGCAUCUCCAGCUACCUGGUGCAGAAGGCCAAACAGCGGAAAGCUUUGCAAAACUGGGAGCAUGAGCUCAAUGCCAAGCGCAGCCACAAGGGACGUAUUGUGGUUGAGAAUGAGGUGGACUUGGAUGGGCCUCCCCGGGACUUUGUCUACAUUAAUGAAUACAAGGUUGGGGAGGGUAUCACUCUCAACCAGGUGGCCGUGGGCUGUGAAUGCUCAGACUGUCUGUCAGAAGCAGUUGAUGGUUGCUGUCCUGGUGUUUCCCACCAUAAAUUUGCCUAUAAUGAGCUCGGCCAAGUGAAGAUCAAGGCUGGCAUGCCCAUCUACGAGUGCAAUUCUCGCUGCACCUGUGGGAUUGACUGCCCCAACCGAGUGGUACAGAGAGGCAUUCGUUACGACCUUUGCAUUUUCCGGACAGCAAAUGGACGUGGCUGGGGUGUACGCACGUUGGAGAAGAUCCGCAAGAACAGCUUUGUUAUGGAAUAUGUGGGAGAGAUCAUCACAUCAGAGGAGGCUGAACGACGCGGUCAGAUCUAUGAUCGACAAGGUGCUACUUACCUGUUUGACCUGGACUAUGUAGAAGAUGUAUACACAGUGGAUGCUGCUUACUAUGGCAACAUUUCUCAUUUUGUCAACCACAGUUGCAACCCCAAUUUACAGGUGUACAAUGUCUUCAUUGAAAAUUUGGACGAGCGGCUCCCACGCAUUGCCUUCUUUGCUACUCGAUCUAUUCGUGUUGGUGAGGAACUUACUUUUGACUACAACAUGCAAGUGGACCCAGUAAAUGCUGAAAGCACAAGGAUGGACUCUAAUUUUGGGCUGGUGGGAGGCCUUGGUGGCUCACCAAAGAAGCGGAUGCGAAUCGAGUGUAAAUGUGGCACGGAGUCCUGCCGGAAAUACCUCUUUUAGUUCCUUAUCAGUUUUGCUUGGAAAACGUCUGAUCAGGCCUGGACUGGAAGCCAAGAAAAAAAGUUGACAGUUGCUGAACGAUUGCAGAGUAAGAAUCAGGCAGUUGUCUGCUUGAAAAACAAGUUAACAGGACUAUGAAUGGUAAACCCGUAUCUCCUGUGCAACCCAGCUCAACUUGACUGUAUCUCACUGCCAGACCAGAGUAUUCUUAUGGCAUCUGUGCUGUUAGGUGGGAGGAAGGUUUGACCUGUCAAACAUGCUGCUGAGAUGGCUGGAGAAACCACAGCACAGAGGAAAACUUCCACUGUAAGUCUGUCUGUCUCAUCAGAACCUGGGUUAAAGCUUCUUCUAUUUUAAAGGCUUGAUUGCAAGUGCAACAGGGCAGAAAACACUGGCAUUUCCCCCUCUCAGUGUCAUUUUUUUAGGGAUAAGAGGUCUUGGUUUUUAAUGCAAAGCACUUCCUAGCCGCCCAAUAGGUAGGUGGGAAAACACAGCCAUUUUUGUAUCUUAAAUCAAUUUGUCUGUGCACAGACUCUGUAUUACCUCAAUGUGCCAUAUGACUGCUGCCCACCUUAUGUAUUCAUGGAACCUUUUCAGUGAGGGUGGCUCAUAAAUUUGUACUUGAAAUCGCACUUACUACCCAUCAUGAAUUUAAGCCCUAUGCAAACCGAAAAGCCUCAGUGUUUCCUCUUUUAACUAAUGCAUUUUUUAAUGGGAAAUAUUUUAAUAUCUUUUUGGAAGUGGGUUGGGAUAGAGAAUCUAGCUUCUGAAAACAGCUAUAUUCUGGAAUCUGUUCUGAAGUUAUAAAAUUAUGACUGAUAAAUAACAUGUUUGGAUUCCUUAUUUUAUCUUAUACUUGUUUUAAAAACAUCAGAUGAUUUCUGUUGUAUAACUUUGUGGAGUAGGGAAUUAGAAAAAACAUCAGCAGAAAAAUUAUGGAAGACUAUACUAGAUCUGCAGAUCAAUUUUACUUGCUUGUGAAUUUCUUCAGAAGUACAAAAGGGGGUCUUAUAACUGUACUGGACAGACAUUUAGGUUUGAUGCCCAAACCAGUUAAUUUUAUCAUAGCAUUGAAAUCUCUUGUCAUAACCAUAGGCACAUUUAUCACCUGCCACAUCUCCAAGAGGAGAGCUGGAGAUACAGAAAAGGGCAGUGAAAAUUACUGGGGGCUAGAGCACCUUUCUCAUUCUGGAAAGGUUAUGACACUUGGGUCUCUUUGGAGGUAAAAGGCAGGGGAGGUAUACUGAGGUUUAUAAAAUAAUUUAUAUGUGAAAUACAGCAAUUUUUCUCAUAACACUAGAACUUAAUGUUCAAAUAUGCUGGCUUGCAGAAGAUUUAGGAUAGAAGUACUUCCUCAGUCAGUAUUUCCAUGUGAAAUUCACUGCCACAAGAAGUGUGGCCAUUAGCUUAGAUGACUUAAAAGUGAGUUAUGUAAUUUUAUGGAGGAUAAGGCUAUCAAUUAUUAUUAUUACAUGCUAACUCCAAGUUCAGAGAUAUUGUACCUUCGGAGCCACUGUUGCUCCCAGUAACUGAUGAGAUUAUAAUUGCCUUCUUAUCUUCGCAAGCUUUCAGAGACAUCUGGUUAGCUAUUAUUGGGAAAACAGGAAAACUAAGGAGACCAUUUGUCUGAUCCAGUAGGAUUCUUAAUGUGCUCAAAACAAAUAGCAGAGUGACUGACUUAUUUUGUAACAAAUGAAAGAGUACUACAGAGCUUUUAUAAAAAAAGCACUGCCAGAUGUCAGACAUCAUUGUUUAUUUUGUUAAACUGAGGCUAAGGCAAGUUGCAGGUAGAGGUCAUUAGGAAUACAGUUAGGUAAUCUGUUAGCCCAGCGUUCAUUGUGUCACUUUUCCUAAAACACAUCUGUGAUUAUGGGAAAAUUCUGACCAAAAUCCCCAUGCUGCUUUUAAACAUUUGUCCCUUUACAGCAGGAGUGGGGAACCUUUGGACAUCUUGAUGUUGAAUUCCAGUUCACUUCAUAGCACAGCCAAUCGUUAGGGAGAAAGCUGGAAUCCAAUAGCAUGUAGAGGGCCAUAGGUUCUCCAGCACUCCGUUAUAGACUAAUCUUUAUUCUUCAUUCUCUACCUGAUAAAUCUUUCUUCUAGAGCUGAAUAAUGUCAUUAAGUGCUGGAAGCAUUGUUAAACCACUGUUAACAUAGAUUGUGCUAAAUCCCUCAUCUGCAUACUUGUACAUCUCUCACCCCUCCAUUACGCUGUGCAGUAUGAGGCAAAAACGAGGCUGACUUUCACCUCUGAGGUGAUGAUCCCCUUAGCUCAGCUUAUGCUUCUUCAUAUGAUGGUGUUAUGGUGCUAAUGAAAAACUUUCUAGCAUCCCAUAACUAAAUCCUUAUCUUUUGGGUACUUAGCAUAAAAAUCUAUUUGGCCAAGUACCACCUGUCACCUUUUCCGGUAACAAGGACCUUAGAAACAUUUUCUCCUAGUUCACAGAAAAGAGAACAAAGCCAAGGUAAAGGACACAAUCACAGCAACAAUACAGAAGAGUUUCUACAUAACUAGUUCCCCACCGCCCACCCUAUUACAAUGCCACACAUGCUGUAGAAGUGGCAUAAGGUAACUACAUUAAGUAGCUGCAAAUUUCAAUUUAAACAGACUCCAUUUGUUGUAGAACUUAGACUUCGAGGAGCACCUGGGUUUGCAUACAGCUGUCAGGAAUAUUCCAGCCAGAGGUUUUGUAAAUUCCAAAUACACUAUCAGUAUUAUUUGUAGCAGUCAUUGUUGAUGUGGAGGAAAAAACUGUUCAUUACCUGUACAUCCCCUAUUUCAAACUAGGAACAUGUCCAUUCAAGUUGGAGAUAACAUGUUAACAGUCCAAUGUACAGAUGAGCAAGUGGAAUUACUUCCUGUUGCUGGGAAGUCUGUGCACAAAGUUAAUGCUAUAGAGUUCAGAAGUCUAAGAGACAGACUAGUAAUGCAAGCUAAUCCUUCAGAAUAGAUGGCUCAGUGGCACCAGACAGAGGCAAAAGAGAAUUUGCUUCCUGGUGCUGGAUAACCCUGAUGUGAUGUUCACACUGAGUAUGGUGGUGUUUUAACUCAUGCUGUGUAAAUAUUACUGGUCUUCAGUAUUUCUAGGCUGGAAGAGGCCAUUGUUAGAAUGCUAAAGCUGUUUUGCACUGGCAAGGAGUAGACUGCUACUAAAUGGAACUUGAACCACGCUGAUGAAUCAGAAAAGAAUCCUUGGAGUUCCGAAUCCUAUGCUGCCAAUUAACCAGCAGCCAAAGGAGCCCUUAAUGGCUACUGUAAUCAACAGGACACAAUCUAGACAUUAAACACCAUAAACCACAAUAAAACAAAAUGUUUCCUAGUA
This is a messenger RNA of Sceloporus undulatus (fence lizard), 4966 nucleotides long. It is a transcript of the gene SUV39H1, whose product is annotated as suppressor of variegation 3-9 homolog 1. Bases 270 to 1643 code for a protein of 457 amino acids. The transcript is spliced from 6 exons. The record is from RefSeq and is a predicted model, not a curated record. Lineage: Eukaryota; Metazoa; Chordata; Lepidosauria; Squamata; Phrynosomatidae. Gene Ontology annotation, cellular component: nucleus. Gene Ontology annotation, molecular function: zinc ion binding; histone H3K9 methyltransferase activity; protein binding.